GGCCGCGCUCCGCGCGCCCGCGGGGGUCUGCACCGGGGUCUCUGCCCCUCCCCGGGGCGGUGGUCCAGUGACGUCACCGCCUCUUUAAGUUCCCGCCUCCGCCCCAUCCUCACACUCGCGGCUCCUAGGAAUCUCCGCGGGCUCCUUCCUCCUCAGGGAGAGCAGAAGAGUGGGAUCCAGAGAGGCAGCCAGUGACCAGAGGGAAGGAAGUGCUUUUGGCACAGCUUUCAACCUCACCCUCAUCAUGGCCUCUGCUGGUCUGCAAAUACUGGGGAUUGUCCUGACACUGCUUGGCUGGGUGAACGCCCUGGUGUCCUGUGCCCUGCCCCUGUGGAAGGUGACCGCCUUCAUCGGCAACAGCAUUGUGGUGGCCCAGGUGCUGUGGGAGGGACUGUGGAUGUCCUGCGUGGUGCAGAGCACAGGCCAGAUGCAGUGCAAGGUGUACGACUCGAUGCUGGCGCUGCCCCAGGACCUGCAGGCUGCCCGAGCCCUCUGUGUCAUCACCCUCCUCGUUGCCCUGGUGGGUCUGCUGAUCUACCUUGGUGGGGCCAAGUGCACCACCUGCGUGGAGGACAAGGACUCCAAGGCCCAUCUGGUGCUCACCUCUGGGGUCAUCUUUGUCAUCUCAGGGGUCCUGACCCUCAUCCCCGUCUGCUGGACAGCCCACGCCAUCAUUCAGGACUUCUACAACCCCCUGGUGGCAGAGGCCCAAAAGCGGGAGCUGGGGGCCUCCCUCUACCUGGGCUGGGCGGCAUCUGGCCUUUUGUUGCUGGGUGGGGGGCUGCUGUGCUACACCUGCCCUUCUGGGGGGUCUCGGGGCUCCAGCCAUUACCUGGCCCGGUACUCAACAUCCGCGCCACGCGCCAACUCUCAGGGGCCCUCUGAAUACCCCACCAAGAAUUACGUCUGAUGUGGGUAGGAGAGUGCGGGCUCCCUUGACAAUGGAGCCUACCCCUGAGCUGGAGUCAUCAAAAUGCACAACAGUUUCCUGAUUGCUUUCGUUUUUUCCUUUUUAUUGGGGGAGUGGGGGUUUCCUUUUAAUCCAUUUGAUAAACACUGAACCAAGAAGAAACAGACUCCCACCUGGGCUCUGCUGCUGGCCUGUCUUUGGGUGAGCGAACCAAGGAGGCAACACGGAAGAGUUUCUGGAUCUUUCUUCACCUUGGACAUUCCCAUCUGGGAGUCCGGGCUGGCCAGGUGCUUUGUGACGAGAUGCUUUGAUGGUCUGUCCCCAAGAGUCCCUGCUGCUCUUGGGGCAGGGCCACCCUGGAUUUGCAGGGAUGAGCUCCACCUUGCUGGUCAGGCCUUGAGAAGAGCAGGUGAUAAGUUACCAGAGAACUCCUACCUCCAGAGAUUCUGACCUCUGGCCCUUUCAUCCUCGGCCCAGAGCUGCGUCUCAGCCAUACUGUGGGACUCUGGCCCUCUCCUCUCUGGGCUCUGUACACUUCUGCUAUGCCACACCCACACUCAGCAAU
Molecule: messenger RNA, 1475 nt
Organism: Artibeus jamaicensis (Jamaican fruit-eating bat)
Lineage: Eukaryota; Metazoa; Chordata; Mammalia; Chiroptera; Phyllostomidae
Gene: CLDN6
Product: claudin 6
Exons: 3
Coding region: 245-910 (221 amino acids)
Biological process (GO): cell adhesion; bicellular tight junction assembly
Cellular component (GO): bicellular tight junction; plasma membrane
Molecular function (GO): structural molecule activity
Source: RefSeq, a predicted model, not a curated record